GGGGGGAUUUCAAAUGAUAUCUUCAGUUAGUGUAGAACGCUUGCGUAUUGUACUACGAUUAUCGUCAUGACGCGUGAAGACUCUCUUCGUGUUCUUAGGAAGUUUUUCGUUGACUUAUUUCUGAUAUCCGCACUGGUGCUAUGCAUCUACGCUACAAACUCGCUAUGGGAGCCCUUCGAGAGAGGCUACUUCUGUGGAGACGAGAGUCUCAUGUUUCCAUACAAAAAUGACACCGUGACCACGCCGAUGUUGAGGUUAUUUGGACUUGGCCUGCCCAUACUAGCUUUCUUCCUCUGCGAGUGGGUGUUACUCCGCAAAGAAGUAGACGACCGUCGCAUCCUGAGCAUAUGCAUCCCGGCGUGGCUGCGCGGGUUCUACUGCCCCCUGGCUUCGUUCGCCUUCGGCACCUGCUUCAUAGAACUCACUACCAAUGUCGCUAAGAACGUCAUCGGAAGACCUAGGCCGCAUUUCUUUGAUCUAUGCAAGCCUUCAGUGGACUGCAGCCUGGCAGAAUGGCAGAAGCGUUACGUGCAGCCUCACGACUACCACUGCACGGGCGACCAGACCGACAAGUUCACCGACAUGCACAUGUCCUUCCUCAGCGGACACUCCGCCUGGUCCGCCUUCACCAUGUUCUACUUGGCUUUGUACCUCGAGAAGCGCAUGGUGUGGCGUGGUACACGCGUGCUUCGCCACUCGCUCCAGUUCGCCGCCGUGAUGCUGAGCUGGUUCACAGCGCUGUCUCGUGUCUCGGACUACAAGCACCACUGGAGCGACGUGCUGGCGGGAUACUUCCUGGGCAUGACCUUCGCUGUGCUCAUUUGGACUUGGGGCACAGAUAUUUUGGAGCCAAAACGUAAACACCACUCUCUACCUCAGCACGAGUUAAACUCAAUACACCACCAGCAAAUGGCGGCGCCGGCGUAGCUUUAAUUAGUUUUAUUAAUUAAAAUGUAACUACAUUAGUUAUAUUGAUUAGUUUUAAAAU
Molecule: messenger RNA, 988 nt
Organism: Bicyclus anynana (squinting bush brown)
Lineage: Eukaryota; Metazoa; Arthropoda; Insecta; Lepidoptera; Nymphalidae
Product: putative phosphatidate phosphatase
Exons: 6
Coding region: 67-927 (286 amino acids)
Biological process (GO): signal transduction; phospholipid dephosphorylation; phospholipid metabolic process
Molecular function (GO): phosphatidate phosphatase activity
Source: RefSeq, a predicted model, not a curated record